Molecule: messenger RNA, 3140 nt
Organism: Stylophora pistillata
Lineage: Eukaryota; Metazoa; Cnidaria; Anthozoa; Scleractinia; Pocilloporidae
Product: GPI-anchor transamidase component GPAA1
Biological process (GO): attachment of GPI anchor to protein
Cellular component (GO): membrane; GPI-anchor transamidase complex
Source: RefSeq, a predicted model, not a curated record
GGAAAAGAAACGUAUUCAAGAUGGCGGAAUAUCUUUGACAUUUGGGGUGCAUUUCCUCAGCUUUAAAAUAAACUUCAUAUCCAGCUCUUCUGUGUGGAGUCAGUGCGAGAGAAAUGGGUCUCUUGUCAGAUGUUCAAGGACGGAAGAAAAUUGUUAAUGUUUUAGUGGCUUAUUGCUCAAAGUUGUGUGUUCUCAGUUAUAUCAUUGGAAUCAUCUGGCUGUGUGCUUUAACUGAUCGCACUUUUAAUGGUCGUGUUUAUUUCUCUGAGAAUGCAUUGUUACCUGGUCUGGUUGAAGCAGAAUUCAAGAAUCAUAGAUUUGCAUCAGAAUUAUUUGGGAAGUUAUCAACUCUUCCAAAGGGAGAUAUUAGCAAUUCAGCCACAAAGAUGAUUAUGAACACAAUGGAGAACAUUGGUCUUCACACUUACCAACAGAACUUUACAGUUUACUUACCAUUUCCUGGUGUUUCUGAGCCACCUGAGAUUAGUGGCAUUAACAUUUAUGGGAUUCUUAGAGCUCCCAGAAUUGCUGGCACUGAAGCACUGGUUAUAAGUGUUCCUUACAAUCAAGGGAACAAUAAAGGAGCUUUAGCACUCAUGUUGUCAUUUGCUGACCACUGUCGCAGGAAAAGUUACUGGUCAAAGGAUAUCAUUUUUCUUGUGGCUGAUAGAGAUCAACUUGGUAUGCAAGCUUGGCUUGAUGCAUACCAUGGUGUUCCAAAUUCUUACAUUUCUUCUGCUCCUCUUGAAGGACAUUCUGGUUCUAUACAAGCUGCACUGAACUUGGAAUUUCCUCAUGAGAAAGUGAACUUCUUUGAAAUUGCUAUUGAGGGAAUUAAUGGACAGCUUCCCAAUCUUGAUCUAGUGAACACUGUGUUCAGGAUGUGUCGCAAAGAGUAUGUUCCAGUAUCUCUUCACACAGAGGGAUAUCAUGAACACCUAGGACCCUGGGCAGAUUCUGUGCAAUCUCUCAUUACCAUGGUGAUGAUGAUGUUUUACCAAGCCUCUGGAAGGGCUUCUGGCAAUCAUGGCUUGUUUCACAGAUAUCGUAUCGAAGCUGUUACAAUGAGGGGUGGUGAGGACACCUCUCAGUAUGGGCGUGGAUUUCAGGAGACUGGAAGAGUCAUUGAGGGUAUUUUCCGCAGCUUGAAUAACCUCCUGGAGCAAUUUCAUCAGUCGUUCUUCUUCUAUCUUUUACCUGAAUCUCAUCGAUAUGUGUCAAUUGGCCUGUACAUGCCUCCCUUUGGCUGCCUUCUGCUAGGUACUCUGAUUAUGGCUAUAAAGUUGUGGGUAUUAGCCGGGUCUGCUCCAGAAAAUGGCUCAAAAGUUGACACCUCACAAGAAGGCGAAGUUUUGAAGGAAGAAGCUGAAGGGGAAAUAGCUGAAGGGGAGAGUGGUGAAGAAAAAAGUGAUAAUGAAAAGAAAAUUCCUGAUUUAGAAACUGAGGUAGCAUUUUUGCAGUGUCCUCCUGACAUCGGAAGCGUGGUGCCUAUUGCCAUGGCGACUCACAUGGCUGGUGUUUUUGUGUUCUAUUCCCCAGAGCUUAGUUAUAAACUAGGACACGUUACAGGACUGGAUCCUUUGCUCUGUACAUAUGUUGGAAUGGCUUUCUCUUUCCUUCUAGUUGUGUUUCUCCCUCUUGUUACAAGGUAUUCGAGUGACGUAAGCCUUCAUCACGUGACCCUUAGAAAUCAUUACAUGCUAAAAUGUGGAGCUUUGAUUCUCUUCUCUGUCCUCAUGGGAGCAAUGGCGGCCAUCAAUUUCUCUCUGGCCUUUCUGGUAACCAUGUUCCAGGUGCCUGUGUACUUGUUCGUGGCUCCUUCGGGCAGUUGUGGUCGCCGUCUACUUCAAGCAGCACUGUUACUUUUGGUAUCGCCGCCGAUGAUACUAUUUCUCCUUUCACUGGCCUAUAACUUAGUUGUCCCACAAACCGAAGCUGACAUCAGCAUCGUACUUCAAUCCACUAUGACAACUGUCUAUCAAGCCGUGACAUCAUCAAUAAGGGAAGCCCGAAUGUUGGGCACGUGGUCCUUUGCGAUGACGUGUCUCGGGAUUUUGCCCAACUGGCUCAUGUUUUGGUGUUUAGCGUGGCGCUGAGAUAUGGAGUAAAAUUUCUCAACGUCUUUGGUUCAACUUUUCAUGGGACUCAUAAUGUAUUCUUUGUCCCAAACUCGUGAUAAGAAGAAAGGAAUCUCUGCAGGCAUUUAAACUCUUCAUCGGGGUCCACUUGCGUCUCGAUCUUUUAAGCCACAACCUGCAGUACUCUUUUCAAAUCCUUUCAAAGAUAUUUUUAUAAUAUUGGAAAGUUUAUACGUAUGGAGUCAUUUUGAAACAUGGGCAGUUGGGCACCAGAUCUGCACUGAGGAGAGGAGGAAAAUUUCUUCGUGAAAUAAAAGUCAUGUAGCUAUUUACAGUUAAGAAGUUUGUUUGAUUUCAAGAUAAAACUAUCUCGCUGCUUUCACAACCAUUUGUUCCUCAAUAAUGUCUUUCUUUUUGUAAGGAGAAGGAGUAUGUUAGUUAGUCCUGAUGGUUGACACGUUGAAUGUUGACUCUAUCAUUACAGCCAGCUUCUGUGUCCCAUGUGUGAGGUGCGUUGCAGCUUCCUCAGUUGUCAAAUUCUUCCUUGGUUAGAUAAGCCUAUUCGGUUUAUUUACGCUUUUCUUGUAUAGUAAUUUUACUUGGUUUCGCGGUUUGCGGUAGUCUUCGAAAUAUUUUAGUUUAAAGUGUCCCGUUCACUUCGAAGAAACUUUAAAUGGAAUUCAUUGACUAUUACUAACUUCAAUCACGUGUACUGAGCACAAUUCCUUUUUUUCUUUGCGAUAAAUUGUUGAUGAUAGUGCAUAUGAAACGACUUGCACCACCGCUCAUAGGUUUACACAUUAAGUUGUGUCAUUUGUCUUACGCAGUCUAAGAUAUCCAUGACAUUUAAGACAUUUGGACAAUUCCUUUUUUGUUAGAGCACUCACAUCCUGAUCCAAUGUCGUCAGAUAUCCACGGAAUCUUUUGAGGUGUAUGCAUGCUUUCGGAUGAUAAAUCAGUCUGUCUAAAUAGGCGGAAAUCAUCAGCGUAUAUUUUUAAAGACUCUGUGUGCAAGAAACUGAUAAUAAAGUUUCACGCUAGAUAACCUUUUCUCAUUUUAAA